This is a messenger RNA of Chaetomium strumarium, 2537 nucleotides long. RefSeq names its product PalH/RIM21-domain-containing protein. The transcript has a single exon. The record is from RefSeq and is a predicted model, not a curated record. Lineage: Eukaryota; Fungi; Ascomycota; Sordariomycetes; Sordariales; Chaetomiaceae. The coding region runs from base 211 to 2460 and encodes 749 amino acids. Gene Ontology annotation, biological process: cellular response to pH. Gene Ontology annotation, cellular component: plasma membrane.
GACGACAGGAAUCCCUUGGAGAAGGAAUUUAGAACUCGGGCCGAGGCGACUCAGCAGCGACCGGCGACUGCGCGGUCACUCGCCGCGGCACGCUGCGCAGACAUCGCUCAUCCACGCAACGGGUGUCACCACGAUUGCGACGGAGUCGAAUUCCAUGGCGAUUGCGCAAUAGCUAGGAAUUCAGGCGGAAGCCGCCGUCAACACGCAACCAUGGAGGCACGACAGCUCUUCGCCGGCGUGACGACCACCGCAGCGCAGCCAACCGUUACGCCUCUGGUCGGUCGCGGUUGUGGGGGGCUCAAUCUUCCCGUAGGGGGUGUCCUCUCCAUGCCCAAUGGAGAACUUGUCACUCUUACCGCAGCGGCUGCUUUCAAGCCAGUAUGCACACCGGUGGCACCUCCGGCCAUCAUCGCGAACGGCGGAGGAGGGUCAGUGACAAUUGAUGAGACGGCCGAGGGAUCGUUGCCUACCGGCGAUGAAUGGAUUUCGGACUUAGGGGAUCCCUUCUACGCUUCAACGUUUCCUCAAUGUUAUGCUCUGGCCGCGACGACGGUUGUUGCCUACACUUUGGUCAUCAUACUCUUCAUCACGCCGCGGUCUUUUCUCGACGGCGGGGUCGUUGUCCUCGGAAGAAGGGGCUUCACGAAUGGAGGGACCGGUACAACCAUUGGCGGACGGCCAUGGCUACAGAAAAUCGCGGCUCUAACAGUCGCUAUCUCUCUGACCAUCGCCAGCGCCGCUACCUUCGAUGCUGCCGAGGAGCAAUAUUCCUUCGGCGUUCAGAAUGCGAGGCGGUUGCAGAUGGAGGUUCUGGGCGGCAACGAGCUGAAAAUCAUCCGUAUCAUAUCCCAGACCUUUCUCUGGCUUGCCCAGGCGCAGACUCUUAUCCGCCUUUUCCCACGCCAGCGAGAGAAGAACAUCAUCAAAUGGGUCGCUUUCGCCUUGAUCACCUUGGACACCAUCUUUCAAUCACUCAACAGCUUUCUGUACACAGAGCAAGGAGUAACGCGGCCUGGAGCUUUUCAGGACGCUGUCCCUGCUUUGAACUAUCUCUUUACUCUUACCUUGGGCGUUUUGUAUGCUGCUUGGGUGAUCUAUUACGCCCUCACGAAGAAGCGAUAUGCGUUUCUGCACCCGCAAAUGAAGAACAUGUGUCUGGUAGCAGGUCUAUCAAUGUUGGCCAUUCUGAUACCUAUUGUCUUUUUCAUCUUGGAUAUCUGCAAACCCGACUUCACGGGAUGGGGCGAAUACGUCAGAUGGGUAGGAGCGGCGGCGGCCAGCGUCAUCGUUUGGGAGUGGGUAGAGAGGAUCGAGGCCUUGGAGCGAGAAGAGAAGAAGGAUGGGAUCCUGGGAAGAGAAGUGUUUGACGGGGACGAGAUGAUGGAGAUGACGCCGUUGGAUCGCAAGCUCAGGCGGAGGAGGAAGGGAAGCGGUGGCGACGGGGAGAAGGGCAGUAGUGUCGAAGACCGAAAGGUCGAAGGCCCGAGCACGACACAGAGCAACAGAUGGCCAACGGUCACGUCCAUCAGGGCGAAAUACAGGUCGCGGUCCAGGCCGAGGAAGGCUGCAAAGCCUGCGGACCCGACGAACACAGAGUCCUCUAACCACGACAGGAUACGAUUCUUGCAGCCACCGUUAUGGCCAGCAAGGCCAGCACCGGCAGUUACACCGGUCAGCCGCACCGACACGGCCAGCGCCGCGAGCACUGUAUACGCUGUCAGAUACCAUCCGCUGACAGAAACCACAUCGCACACUACUCCACCACCCAUCCAGAAUAGUGUGGCGUUAUCUCGAAACAACAGCAUAGACUCGAGUCACGCUAGCAAUGACGGGAGCCCGAGCGACGGUGGGGAGGGCACGCCGCCGCAGCCGAGGCCGGCUAUUCCCCCAUCUCAAACGUCAACAGCCUCAUCAAGCCGCUGGCAUAUUCUUAUGCAGAGACUGCCUCGCCAAGGAACGCGCAGAGAGGAUGAAGAACGCGCCGUCCCGCCAGCAGCCAGACAAAGUGUCACCAAGGACAGUAGCAGCAAUGGCGGCAAGUGGGACAUUCGCGGCCGCCUCGAAGAGUUCGCCGCGGCGCAGGCCGAGCGCCUGCGUGAGAAGUUCCGCGCGACGCCCGACACCGACAGCCUCCCCGUGACGGUCAUUCCCGCGCCGCCACGACCGGGUGCGGCUCUCGCUCAGCUGCUGGAGGACGAGGAUUCGGAGGCGGCCCAACCAGAGCAGCAGCAUGUCCGACCGGCAGUCACCAGUAGACAAGGGUCCGAAUACCUUACCGGGACACCUGGCCGGCGGUUGCCAGGUCCGCCGGUAUCUCCUACGAGACGAGGCUCGGAAGAACCGCAAACCGCCGGGGCCGGCAGCAGAGUUGUGCAUGCUUUGUCUGGUCUCGCUUUGACUUCGGCUGCCGACCCUCCUCUGGAUACCGGUCAAGGCUCUGCUAGGACGCCGCCUCCUUGAUCGACUCUGCGAGUUUUACUUCUUUGAAUUUAGGGGUUUCUGUAAUUUGUUGAGCAUUUACGGCUAUAUGGCGGCAU